Molecule: messenger RNA, 3328 nt
Organism: Limanda limanda (common dab)
Lineage: Eukaryota; Metazoa; Chordata; Actinopteri; Pleuronectiformes; Pleuronectidae
Gene: fem1b
Product: fem-1 homolog b
Exons: 2
Coding region: 629-2512 (627 amino acids)
Molecular function (GO): protein binding
Source: RefSeq, a predicted model, not a curated record
UUCCGGUGCAUGACGAGCUAGCGGAAGGUGAAAGUGUUCGAGUUCGAUUCCCUGUUUGAAUGUGUGGCGUCGCUGGGACGUUUCACCCGGACACUCGAGCAGGGGACACCCGAGCAGGGGACGAGUCUCCGGAGCCGGACGCGACGCUCCGCUUCCGUUUCACCCGCGGCCGGAAGCUGUCCGCUCCGAUCAAGCUACUGUGCUAGCGUUAGCAUCGAGCUAACCGGCUAGCCCGUCCUGCUGGUGCUCAGGACCCGGACUCAGAGCCUCAGGACCCGGACUCAGAGCCUCAGGACCCGGACUCAGAGCCUCAGGACCCGGACUCACAGUCUCAGGACCCGGACUCAGAGCUCCAGGACCCGGACUCAGAGCCUCAGGACCCGGACUCAGAGCCUCAGGACCCGGGCUCAGACCCUCAGGACCCGGGCUCAGACCCUCAGGACCCGGACUCAGACCCGCGGGUCCCCUCUCCUCCUCCCCCGGCUCCCCAGCACCUCCCUCCCGGCUGUCAGGGCAGCACCUCCCCGUUUCAUGUGACCCGGGUCGGCGUGGACAGUUUAAUGGGAGGCGGGUCGCUGUGGAGGAGUGGACACUGCGACCACCCGAACCCGAACCCGGGACCAGGACCAUGGAGUCUCUGGCUGACUACGUGUACAAGGCAGCCAGCGAGGGGCGGGUCCUGACCCUGGCCGCGCUGCUGCUCAACCACUCCGAGGCGGAGAGCCGCUUCCUGCUCGGCCACGUGACCCAGGUGUCCGGGCAGAGAUCCACCCCCCUCAUCAUCGCGGCCCGCAACGGACACGACAAGGUGGUCCGGCUGCUGCUGGACCACUACCGGGUGGACACGGAGCAGACCGGCACGGUCCGGUUCGACGGCUACGUCAUCGAUGGAGCCACAGCUCUGUGGUGUGCGUCCGGCGCCGGACACUUCGAUGUGGUGCGCCUGCUGGUGACUCACCAGGCCAACGUCAACCACACCACCAUCACUAACUCCACGCCGCUGCGGGCCGCCUGCUUCGACGGCCGCCUGGACAUCGUGCGCUACCUGGUGGAGCACACGGCGGACAUCAGCAUCACUAACAAGUACAACAACACCUGCCUGAUGAUCGCCUCCUACAAAGGUCACACGGACGUGGUCACGUUCCUGCUGGAGCAGGGGGCAAACCCAAACGCUAAGGCGCACUGCGGCGCCACCGCCCUGCACUUCGCGGCAGAGGCGGGACAUCUGGACAUAGUGAAAGAGCUGGUGCGCUGCCAGGCGGCCAUGGUGGUGAACGGACACGGCAUGACGCCGCUGAAGGUCGCUGCAGAGAGCUGUAAAGCGGACGUGGUGGAGCUGCUGCUGGCGCACGCCGACUGCGACCCCGGGAGCCGCAUCGAGGCCCUGGAGCUGCUGGGCGCCUCCUUCGCCAACGACAGGGAGAACUACGACAUCCAGAAGACGUACCACUACCUGCACGCGGCCAUGAUGCGACGGUACCACAACCCGGAAAACAUCCUCGCCAAAGAGCCGCUGCCCCCCAUCGAGGCCUACGGGGGGCGCAGCGAGUGCCGGACGCCGCGAGACCUGGAGACCAUCAGGGUGGACCGGGACGCCCUGCACAUGGAGGGGCUGAUGAUCCGCGAGCGCAUCCUGGGCUCGGACAACAUCGACGUGUCGCACCCGAUCAUCUACCGCGGCGCCGUCUACGCCGACAACAUGGAGUUCGACCAGUGCAUCAAACUGUGGCUGCACGCGCUGCGGCUGCGGCAGAAAGGAAACCGCAACACGCACAAGGACCUGCUGCGCUUCGCCCAGGUCUUCUCCCAGAUGGUGCACCUGAAGGAGCAGGUGACGGCCGCGGGCGUGGAGCAGGUGCUGAGCUGCAGCGUGUUGGAGAUCCAGCGCAGCAUGACUCGGGUGGAGGCGGCGGCCGAGGCGGAGCUGCCGCCGGCCCUGGACAACUACGAGUCAAACGUUUUUACCUUCCUGUACCUGGCGUGCAUCUCCACCAAAACCAGCUGCGGCGAGGUGGAGCGCGCCCUCAUCAACAAGCACAUCUACGACCUGAUCCGGCUGGACCCGCGGUCCCGGGAGGGCUCCUCGCUGCUGCACCUCGCCAUCAGCUCCACCACGCCCGUCGACGACUUCCACACCAACGACGUCUGCAGCUUCCCCAGCGCCCAGGUCACCAAGCUGCUGCUGGACUGCGGCGCGCAGGUCAACGCCAUCGACCACGAGGGCAACACGCCGCUCCACGUUAUUGUCCAGUACAACCGGCCGAUCAGCGACUUCCUCACGCUUCACGCCAUCAUCAUCAACCUGGUGGAGGCGGGCGCGCACACAGACAUGACCAACAAGCAGAAGAAGACGCCGCUGGACAAGAGCACCACGGGCGUGUCGGAGAUCCUGCUGAAGACGCAGAUGAAGAUGAGCCUGAAGUGCCUGGCGGCGCGCGCCGUGCGGCAGCACCACAUCACGUACCGCAACCAGAUCCCCAAGACGCUGGAGGAGUUCGUGGAGUUCCACUGAACCAACGUGCUUUGUAAAGAGUUUUUAAUUUUCUAACGAAUCCAAACGGAGCUGAGGACGACGGCUCGGUGCUCAACGUUUUUGAGCAUUUUUAUAAAUUAAAAAAAGUAGUUUUUUCUAUUUUAAGUAUUAAUUGCUAAACACCAGCAGCCACGGUUUGUUGCGCCUGCGUGUCGGCAGCGCUCGGACGGAUCCGACCCGAGGACGGCGCCGCGCUGGCUCUGCCUGGUUUCCGUGGCGACGCAGACUCGAUGAGACGUAAUGAAUGAACGAGCCAAGAGACGACCGACCUCAGCUGCUUCCUGUCACAUGAUUUAUUUUACUAUGAAGAGUUUUGUCACGUGGAUUAAACUGAUCAGGUUUUUACUUUGUUCUAUUUUAAAAGGUUGUUUUAAAGGUUAGUCUGGGAACGGUGUGGGUGGAAAUAUGUUUCUCUCUUGGUUUGUUUAAAUUAUCUAUGUGGCCUAAAGUAUGUGUACCCCCCCCCCCCCCGGGCUCAGUGUGUCUGGAUUCAAAUCAUCUACAAAUAUCUGACGUGUUAAUCAUCAUGUGACCUGUCGGGCGCGGGUCCAGUUUAAACUGGUUCUGGUCCCAGACCCGGUGAAAGCUUCGGUCCAGUCCAGUGACUUUAAGGUUCAAUCUUUGUGGUUUGAAGGAACUGGAUUUUAAACCCAUGCUUCAGUGUUUUUUUCUCAUGUCCACAUACUUUGGGCCAUAACAUCUACGAUUCCCAGUGAUUAUAAAUUGUGAACCACAUCUUUCCAGAACAUUGUGCCUGUAGAUCGAAGACUUUAAAUAAAGACGGACGACACCAAC